GUCGAUGAGCUGCAAUCGAACAUCGCUUGUGAGAUGCUUGGCCCGCCACUAUUGCAAUUUAGGUCUUCAUCAUUGUAUCCUUGGGUCCAGAGUCGGCUUCGUAUCCUUGGCUUCAUCUAUCACAUGCGAAAAGGCAUGAGAAGGUGCAUGGGUGCGAUCAGUCGAUUCGAUACUGUCCUAAGUGAUAGUUUUGUGAAGCCGCCGUUUCCAUGGGGCCGUGAGGUGUAUAGUGCAGCCGAAGACGAACGAAUUAGUCAUCUUCGAGUCUUUCACGAGUAUUGCAAGCCCGUGGAGUAUAUAUACACGGCAGUGCAUCCGUUUACUUCGGCAUCAUCGACAUUAUGGCUCCUUUGGUCACCAUAAACAAGCACACCACCGCCUCAAUUCCGAGGCCACACAUUCUUUACACCAUUGAAGUCACUCGGAAUGGCGCUCACACUGCCGUGGAUCGGAGGUACAGCGAGUUUGUCGCACUGAAUGAUACGCUCCAAGUCACUAAAUACUUGCUCCCUCCCAAGCGCAUACUUGCAACGACCUUCAUUCCGUCUGCGUGGCUUGAUGAUGAACUCAUCAAGGAACGAAAGGUGGGAUUGAAGGAGUACGUGACGAUGCUGGUGAGGGAUCCGCAGUAUAGCAGCAAUCCGAUCCUGCGGGAGUUCAUUUUGCCCUCGAAACCCUCUCCGCCUCGUCGACUUCAAGAUGACCUGCUUCACCUUGAAGACGCCGUUCCCUCAACGCUGUCCCGGAAGGCGGCUUUGGCUUUGGUCAAAGGUGGAGUCAAGGCGCAGUCGACUUCAAUUGCUGGAGCUUACUAUCCCAGUUGGAGCGCCAGUAGUCUCCCACCGGAAAAUUUAGAUUAUUCUAAAUUCGAUAUUCUUUUCUUCGCUUUCGCUACGCCUAAUUCUUCUUCGGGAUUGACAUGGGACUCUGGUAGUCAAGCCAUUCUUCAGAGGCUUGUCACCAGUGCUCGAAACAGCGGCAAGGGAACGAAAAUUGUUCUAUCAGUCGGUGGAUGGGGUGGUAGCUAUUGGUACUCGCAGGCAGUUAGUAGCCCAGCCAAUAGAUCUACGUUCACCAACGCCCUAUCAUCCGCGGUGAGCACGUACGGUCUUGAUGGUAUCGAUAUUGAUUGGGAAUACCCUAACUCUGCAGGUGCUGGAAAUCUCUACGCAUCAUCGGAUGCGGCAAAUCUCUUGAGCUUGGUACAGUCGCUUCGCUCAGCUCUUGGUACAGGAACGAUCAUUUCUGCAGCUGUGCCCCACCUUCCGUGGAUAGGUUCCAAUGGUAAACCCCUCACAAACGUCUCGGCUUAUGCGAAAGUAAUGACAUAUGUCAACAUCAUGAACUAUGAUGUCUGGGGAGCAUCAUCGACACCAGGACCCAAUGCUCCACUUGGGGAUCUCUGUGGUACUUCCUCGCAACCUAACGCAAACGCUCAAGCCGCUCUGUCACAGUGGACUUCAGCCGGAUUCCCUGCAUCACAACUCCUUCUCGGUCUCCCAUUGUAUGGCUACGUGUCUCAGAGUUCUGGCACCGUUCUUUCGGGAAGCCUCAUGCCCUCCUCCGAGAUGGUUCUCAUCCAAGGGAAUGAAGAAACCGUCGACGGCAAGGCUCGAGUGCGCAAGAUGAACUUCCUCAAUGGCGCCCACGCUCGGCCGAAGAAUCAGGAAGUCAAAGCGAUGGCGUCGCUCCAGAGCUGGUGGGGUCAGCAAAUUCCUUUUAGUUCUCUUGUGUCGUCGGGUGCUUUGGUGAAGAAUGCGGAUGGAACCUAUUCAGCAAGUGGUGGUUACACUUUCAACUGGGACGACUGCAGUGACACGCCGUACUUGUAUAACACCUCUCAGACGACUGUAGUAACCUACGAUGACACUUGGUCCUUGGCGGACAAAGCGACUUUCGCGAAGAAUAAUGGAAUGGGUGGUUGCUUUACUUGGUCUCUUGAUCAGGACGAUGGUGUUUCUCUGAUGAACGUGAUUCGAUCUAGUUUGGGCAAGUAGAGUGCCACUUCUGUGGGCACGUAAUGGAACGAAAUGAACUCGACGAUUUGGCGACAUCAUUCCUUGUAGUGCCGCCGAUUCUUACCAUAAUACAUAUUGGCGCUCUUAAUUUCCGC
Guyanagaster necrorhizus is the source of this 2113-nucleotide messenger RNA. Its product is annotated as glycoside hydrolase family 18 protein. The coding region runs from base 342 to 1997 and encodes 551 amino acids. Gene Ontology annotation, molecular function: phosphatidylinositol binding; chitinase activity; chitin binding. NCBI's taxonomy places the organism in Eukaryota, Fungi, Basidiomycota, Agaricomycetes, Agaricales, Physalacriaceae. The transcript is spliced from 15 exons. The record is from RefSeq and is a predicted model, not a curated record. Gene Ontology annotation, biological process: chitin catabolic process; carbohydrate metabolic process. Gene Ontology annotation, cellular component: extracellular region.